Messenger RNA from Labeo rohita (rohu), 1287 nucleotides. It is a transcript of the gene erich2, whose product is annotated as glutamate-rich 2. Bases 180 to 1106 code for a protein of 308 amino acids. The transcript has 11 exons. The record is from RefSeq and is a predicted model, not a curated record. Lineage: Eukaryota; Metazoa; Chordata; Actinopteri; Cypriniformes; Cyprinidae.
CUUAUCCACUGCAGCCUUCCAGUGCUCUCAAACUACGACGAGGCUUCAGAAAGUCGGAAGAAACUUCAUUAAAAAAAUUACUGUAGCUUUCAUGACAGGUAGUAUUAAAAUAUUAGCAGUUCAGCUCUAAAAUACUGUCGAUAGUUCUUUAUAAAAAUAAAUUUAGACACUUCGCACAGAUGAACAGUUUACAGUGUGUUGGAAGGCCCUCAGAAGUCUCAUCCAAAGUCAGUGAAAAGGAGGAUGCACCUUUAAAACCAGUGAUUGGUGGCUCAGCAGAUCCAGUGGCAAAAGAAUCAGUGGAAUGGAAACCAAAGCAACACAAACCAAAACCGAGUGGAAAGAUAGAAGGACAAGGUCCCUCAGUAAACUCUGAGACAACAAAUAUGAGACUUAAAGCUCCAAGUUCCACAAGGCAACAGAAAGCAAAACCUGGUGAAAAGUCAGAAGGCCAGGAUCUUUCUAUAAAGACAGAGGAAAAUCCUUCCCUAAACUCUGAAACAUCACACACCACACUCAAAGUGCACACAUCCAAAAGCCGCAGAGGGUAUAAUGCCUCUAAAGCUCCGUCCUUCAGAAAUGUAACCACGCAUGGACAUAAACUACCUAAACAGGUCCCCCCUAUUAUGACAGCAUUAAAAAAACAAGGAGAAUGUGAUGUCCAGUCAGAAAAUAUGCAUGAACUACAUAACCAGGCCCCUCAAGUAGUGCUGUCUGCAAAUGACCAGGAUCCUCAUGAGGCACAGAGUGAAGAGGAUGGAAAUGAGAGCGCUGAAGGACACGUGCCGCUAGAAUUGUUUGCAGAGUUUCUACAGGCUGUGAUGACAAAGAAUUACCAACUUGCUAAGAAGCUCUGUCAGAUGAUUUUAAUAUAUGAGCCCCAAAAUUCAGAGGCCAAGAGCUUCCUGCCUCUCAUUGAAGAAAAAUUACUGAUAGAAGCGGAUGAGGAAUCAGACGAUGAUGAUGAUGAUGAUUCUGAUGAAUAUGACACAUCUGAUGAUGAUGAUGAUUACGUUGAAGAUGAUGAUGAUGAGUCCUCAGAUAGCUCUGACACAGAGGAAGAAUCCACUGACAGCACAGAUGAUACAUUAUCAUCUUCAUCAUAAAUGAACAACAUAAAACAAUGUAGCAGAUCUAGUGCUCAUAAUCACAUACAGUAUUGUAUUAGUAUUAAUGCAUCUAAUGCUCAUAAGCAACGUGUGAGUUAUGUCACAGUUAUGUCAAACACUGGCUGGAAAUUAAAUUAUAUUCUGCAUGAACUGUAAUCUAUAUGUCUUAAAAUAAUAA